Messenger RNA from Bacillus rossius redtenbacheri, 4136 nucleotides. Its product is annotated as zinc finger protein 27-like. Bases 486 to 3269 code for a protein of 927 amino acids. Gene Ontology annotation, biological process: regulation of transcription by RNA polymerase II. The record is from RefSeq and is a predicted model, not a curated record. The transcript has 6 exons. Lineage: Eukaryota; Metazoa; Arthropoda; Insecta; Phasmatodea; Bacillidae. Gene Ontology annotation, molecular function: DNA-binding transcription factor activity, RNA polymerase II-specific; RNA polymerase II cis-regulatory region sequence-specific DNA binding.
GUAUUCAAAAACUCCAAAUAAUUCACUUUCAACAUGCAAUUCGAAACGUGGCUAUAAACGAUUUUACGAAUUACCUUUAUGAAUUCGAAUCAAAAUGUUUAUAGUUUUAGUUCAAAUAUAUUUUUCUAAGACUUUUGUUUCUGCUUUUCGAUUUUGCAGUUAAGUUAUUUUUACAAAUCUCAUAUAUGUUUUGAAAAUAAACGUUUUUUUAUAUAGGUUAUUGUUGUAGGAGUAAACAAAUGAAGGUGUUCUCUGUUUCUUUCAGAAUUUGGUUAUGUUAAAUGAGUUUAUUUUGAGUAAUGUGUUGUAAUGUCAUUAUUAACAAUAUAAUUUUGUAUUCAUUGCGGUUAUCUUCAUGGAUCGAAGCAACAUAGCAAUUCCUGUCGUGAAAAUUUGAUCUCUAACUGACUGCCGAAGAAAGGAGUUCAUCUUGAUUUCUCCAUUCUUCUUCAUGUGUGGUAGCCCCGGCCAUGGUCUGAAAUGAGAUGGCCCACUCCGAUGGACUGAUGACCCUCAACUUGAAAUGGGAGGUGGAGGAGGAGGAGACCAUCUGCGGGGUGGACAGCAACUGCGUCAUCUUCCCCGACAACGUCAACGGCCUGCCGAUGGCGGGGGGGAUGGCGGCCGUUCAGGCGGACGGGGCCGGGCAGCCGUUCCACUUCAGCGACCAGGACGUGAUGGGCAUCCAGGUGAUCGAGGAGGAGGUGGUGUGCGACGCGUGGGACAGCGGCCAGAUCGUCGCCGAUGUGGUCAGUGAGGAAAUUGUCGGCGACACGCAAGCAGACUGCAAGGACGAGAAAGUGGACGUGGAAAUCCCACUGCCUCAAGACCAGGACGCGUACACGGUCAUGCGGCCGUACCCUUGCGACUUCUGCAGCCGGAGGUUCCGCAAGAAGGCCAACCUGAUGAACCACAUGGUGUCGCACCAGACGGACAAGCCCCACGGCUGCAAUCUGUGCGGCGUGCGCUACCGGCGCAAGUGCGACCUCAUCAACCACAUGAAGAUCCACGCGUUCCCCCCCGCGCACGCGGGCUACGGCGACGAGGCAGACCGCGCCAGGGGUGCCGCGAGGGGCCGGCGCAAGAAGAUACAGUCGCUGGCCCCCAGCAGGAAGAAGGCCGCCCUGACGUACAACAACCACGGCGGCAGGGACCCGGAACGCGACGACGACCACCCGCACGGCAAGGGGCUGUCGGAGUCCUCCCGGACGGUGGAGUUCUACGACAUGGAGGUGAAGUUCUUCCCGGAGCACGUGGAACCGGGGCCGGCGGACCCCGGGCCCCCGCGGUGGCCCGUGGUGGACGAGACGCGGCCGUACGUGUGCCAGCACUGCGGCGUGGGCUUCGCCCGCGAGAAGGCCCUCGCCUCGCACUCGCGUGUCCACGCCGGGGACAGCCCCUUCGAGUGCAACACUUGCGGGGAGAUGUUCUGGGACGUGGCGCUCCUGCGGGAGCAUGCGAGGAACAAGCACGGCAACAGGUGCAGCACUGACACCGUGCUGGGGAACAGCGACGAGCGUCCGGAAGAGUUCCGCUGCGACGAGUGCGGACUCAGUUUCGAGCGGCAGGAGCUCCUGAAGAGACACCACCACAGGUGCCACGUGAAGAUGGAGCCCGGCACGGAGCACGUGUGCGAGGAGUGCGGGGAGGCAUUCGCCGGCCCCUCGGAGCUGCUGGCCCACUCGGAGAGCCACUCGCGCUACCGCCCGCACCGCUGCAUGCUGUGCGGGGAGUGCUUCGACGACGCGGCGGGCGUGUCGGCCCACAUCCGGCGCCGGCACGGCAGGGCCAUGCCCUCCAACACCUGCGCGCUGUGCGGCAAGACCUGCAAGGACCGACGCUCCCUGCAGAAGCACUCGUGGGUGCACUCAGCCGAGCGCAGCUUCCAGUGCGUCCAGUGCGGCAAGCGCUUCCACAGCCGCGCCAGGCUCAAGAGGCACAUGACGUCGCACCGGGACAAGGCGGUGAGCUGCGAGGUGUGCGGGGAGGAGUUCCCGGACGGGCGCGCGCUCAUCAACCACCGCCACAGCCACAACAAGGACCUGGCCGCGCGGCAGUUCUCCUGCCUGGAGUGCGGCAAGACGUUCGGCUCUCGCAGCAGCCAGCAGAUACACGCCCGCAUCCACACGGGCGAGCGGCCCUACGGCUGCCGCUACUGCUGGAAGGCGUUCGCGGACGGCGGGACCCUUCGCAAGCACGAGCGCAUCCACACGGGCGAGAAGCCGUACGCCUGCGUCAUCUGCCCGCGCGCCUUCAACCAGAGAGUAGUCCUGCGGGAGCACAUCCGGUCGCACCACUCGGGCCCGGACGUGAGCAGCGGCCACCUGGCCGUGUACUCGUGCAAGGUGUGCGCCGUGUCCUUCGGCAGGUCUGAGGAGCUGUGCGCGCACCUGAUCCACCACAGCGACGAGAACACGGCCAAGCACCGCGCGCCCAGCCUCGGGCCGCGCAAGUACAAGCGCAGGCGCCGGUACGGCCACGACGCGCCGCGCUUCCCCAGCGUCGCCAGCUUCGCGCCCGCCGCCGCCGACGAGAAGCCGUCGGACACCGAGUCCGACGCGGAGGUCAGGCGCAAGAUCACCAAGAAGAGGCUCAAGCCCCGGGCGAGGGACCACGCCGGGGAGAACCUGCGCACCGUGGCGAAGACCCUGGAUCUGGUCGUCGACAACAUCAGCUCCCUGGUCCACAAGUCGAGCGUGGCCAAGUCGAAAAGGGAGAAGAUGCUGAGGAAGAAGUACAAGACCGUCGGCUACAACAAGCCGCCCGGCGUCGACCCCAGAGCUUCGGACGGGAAAGCGCACGCACCCAACUACAACGCCGGUGGCUUCGUGAGGAGGACCAAACCGGCGGCCGAGGGAAGGGCUCGUCCGAGGACGAAGAACGUGACUUCCAGCACUCUGGCCGCCCUGAAGGCGGUGAGCGCCAAGCCGGGCCCGGACCGGAACGCGAAGAGCGCCGAAAUGAAUCGUGUGCGACCGAGGACCAAAAACGUUAACUACCACAAUGUUCAACUGGGCAAGCUGACUCCCGCGGUGUUCCCGAACAACCUGAAGACCAAAGCCGGCAAGAAAGGCGAAGGGACGGCGGUGGCGGCGAGAGACGAAAGCGCCGGUCCUGCUGAGAAGUCUUCGAAAGCCAAAGUUUCUCAAGCUGCGAAAAGUGUUUGCGGCGUAGAAGACGAGUUGAAUGGCAAUUUCAGGUGUGAAAUGUGCAGUGAAACGUUUUCAAGGAGGUCUGAGCUUUUGGUACAUGUAUCAAUUCACAUUUGAGUGGGUUACAGGUGAAAGUUGUCCAUUUCGAAGAGACCAUAUUCGUGUGUUGUUCUUUGUCUGUACCUGUUCAAGAAUAAACUUAAUUGAUUGUUAUCAUGCUUGGGACAGGCAUGUUUAUUAAUUUAGCACUCUUUUUUUAAUUUAAUUAUUGUUUGAUACACUGUCAGUUUUAAUUCUGUCAAAUUAGAAACUAUAUAUUUAAAUUUUUCAUGCACUUUCUGUAUAACAAUAAAUACUAUUGCAUUUUGUGGAAGUGAAUUUGAUGGUUGUUUUGUGAAGUAAGACUGUUGUGUUAGCCAAAUAUCAGUGAAGCAAUAACUAUUUAGGAGUUAUGUGUUGUACUGAGGACUUUGUUUAGGAAUGAAAUUUUGUUAUAUUUUAUAAUUAUAAGUUUCAUUUGCCAUAACUGACUCUUAAAAAGUUGUAAAUGCUGUGUGAUUUUUCACACAUCCAGGUGAUACAGGUAAAGUGUACGUGAACAUAGAGAUUUUGUACUCGAAAUUGGUAUUUUGCUGCUGAUGAAACUAAUUGUUGACAGUUUUUAGAAAAUGUGUUUGAAAAGAAACUAGACAAAUAUGUUGCAGCUACAGUUUAAUGUGUUACCUGUUGAUACUUUUUUGAGGAUAGAAUAUUUAUAUUUGGAGGCUAAUUUUUUCAGUCUACAGGUGUGAAGUACAACAGUCAUUGCGACUGAAAUACCAGAUUCUAUUCAGAAAAACCUAUGUACGUAGAACCGAAAAACCUAUGUACGUAGAACCGACACUUACUUUAGUGCAAUAUUCUUACAAACUGUGGACUUUUACCUUUGAUUGAAAAUAAUGUAUUUCCCUAAUACGUGUGCUAAUAAAAUAAAACCAGUUGUCA